UAACGGAGUUCCCAGUGGCUGCUCUCUGUGGUGACAGCAUUUAGCCUUUCAUAUGUUUCAUUUUCUGUUUUAUAUUCUUCGCCGUGAAACCCGUGAUAGCUCGGAACCGCUACCGAAUAACGUCUCCGUUAUAAGGUACCUCAGAGCAAACGCGUUUGCUAUGUUUGUGUCACUAGGUUCCUGUUAACCGGCAAUUAAUGCUGAUAGCUAACUGCUAACAGAUAGCAUAGCUAUUUAACGAUUUGGCCGGUACAGGCAGACCUCUUUGUCUGACAGGGGAAGGCGUGCUCUUUUGUUAGGCUUUCCCUUUGUCCAUUCGGGAGAGAGGAACUGUUGGGUCAGGAUUUCACGAUUAUCCGCAGUUCUGAAAGAAUUUAGAAAAUGCAAAUCCCGAAAAAAUACUUCACAGAAGGCCUGAUUCAGUUGACGAUCUUACUCAGUUUGAUAGGAGUUCGUGUGGAUAUCGACAGCUACUUAAGCGGGUACUAUACUCCUCUGACAGAGAUUAACUUGGGUCCUAGCUCGGCUUACACCCAGACACCCUUUCACAAUUUGAGAGAUACUCUUGACGGAUACAGCGUGCACCCAAAAUGUCCCGAGUUGGACUAUUUCUUUGCAAGUCGACGGCUUCUAGACGAGGUGAGGACUCUUGGUUCACCGCGGUUCCCCACGCAGUUGAACGCAUGGCUGGUGCACCAGGUGUCUGCCACUGACAAGGCUGACAGUGGGCCUUCAACCAGCAACAGCACUGACACCAAUUCGGGGUUAGAAAGCCCCGGAGACGAAGCCAGAGAUGUCGGUGAACACCUGCCUGUCAGUGGCCGAGAGGUGUACCAGACAAACCCUGACCUCGGACAAGGGCCUUGUGGCGCUGGAGCCUGCGGGAUUCCUAAAGAGGAGGACAGUGUUAAAGUUAAGGAGGAGGAGGAGGAACCUGCUGCACUCACUCAGCUGGCUCACAGCUCCACACUAGAACAGGAGAGUCUGCUUGAAGGCAUCACUGCUCUGUCCAAUCCAGCACGUCAUCAGCCUCCUACCAUUGAUAUUGACCAGCACUGGAGCAAUUUACUGUCUGUCACAGACCUUGAUGACUUUGACUCCCUUGUCACUGAGCGUCUGUCAGACCUGGACACUGACAUCACCAGUGCCAUCAGCCAGGAUGUCAGUUUGCACGAUGCCAUGGUAACAAGUGCUGGAAGAGCUCAGUCCAGGACGGUCGCCCAGCAGCAAAGAGGUCUCUUACGGCUGGAGUCAACAGGCUCCUCACAGUCAGAUGCUUCACCAGGGAUGGCGCUGGGCCUUGCUGCACUACCCUUCGCCUCAGUAUGUAAUUUAACUGAAAAUGUGCCAUCAAACAGUACUCUGUGCGGCUGUUUGGAUGAGGCAGUGUUUGACCAGAUCAAUCAGCUAGGUUUGGAAGGACUUGGUGCAAUAGACACCCAGCUGAUGGACUGUCUGGACAGCAUAGACCCACAUGUCCUUGAAGACCUGGACUCAGACUCUGGACUGUCCUUAGAGAGCAGCUCUGGAGGCCCAGUUUCUCCAGGGUCCUCCGAGAUGUCAUCGUCAUCCAGUUCAUACUGUGAGGAUGAGUGUGGAGCUACAGGUUAUAGCAGUGAGGUGGACUCGCUCCCCUCAAAAGGCAUCAUGGAUCACAACACAAUGUGGUCACCUGUUGAUCUAAGUGAGAGCGUGUGGCAUGACCACAGCUACUCGUCACCUGCUUUCUUUAACCGACCGCCAGUAACACUGCCCCACAAAAGCAUCAAAGAGGAGCCUCUCAGCGAUGAUGAUGGGCUACAGCUGGAAGAACGGGAGCUGAGCCGCGAUGAGCUGCGCGCCCGUUCUAUGUGCAUCCCAUUCUCCGUCAUGGAGAUUGUCAACAUGCCUGUGGAAGAGUUCCUGGAGGUUCUUGACAGUCACGGCUUCUCCGCAGAGCAGGUGACUCUUCUGAGGGAUAUCCGAAGGCGCGGAAAGAAUAAAUUGGCGGCUCAAAACUGCCGCAAACGCAAGCUGGAUGCCAUCACAGGGCUCCAGGAAGAGGUGGAAAGACUGCAGGCUCAGAGGAACAGACUAUUGAGGGAGAAACAGCUUACAGCCAAGACAAUGGGUGCUGUGGGCCAACAGAUAAAGCAGCUGACCAGAGACGUCCUGGCCCGGCUGAGGGAUGGUUCAGGACAGCCUCUGAACCCAGAGAGAUACACCCUGCAGUGCGGGGCUAAUGGGAGGGUUGUAGUUCAGCCUAUAAGACGGCCUGCUGUCUCCACAUCGGCCGGGAACAAAACAGACAAGAGGAAGAAGGAGAAAAAGCAAUGACCCAGUAUUUCCAGCAGAGACUUGAGCUUUUCAGUGUUUGGAUAGUUCCGAACCUACUUGCCUGACUCUGAUUUUGGGAUCCCCUCCUUUGUUCAAGUGUGCGGAGUCACCACUGUCGGGAGCCAGAAUUGGAAAAAGCUGGAAAAAGAAAAGACACUCGGAACAUAAACAAAUAAAUAAAACAAACCUAUGUAAAUAAAAUGUCUCAUGGGGCAAAUGUAGCUAACACACUGGACAUUCUUUGCCUGUUAAAGAUGGACAAUGCAGAUGGGUGGUUUGAGGGAACAGCUUAGCUGCUGGCAAUGCUAUAUGUCUCUCUUGUGCCUGAUAACGUUUAAGUUGUGCUCUUAUAAUUUUUACAUAAACGUGUAAGCAACGAGACACGUAUAAAAAUCCACAUGGCCAGCAUUGUGACAGUUAUUGGAUAUCUGAGUCCGGGGGAUUGUGUUUCCAGGUAGUCUUGCCUCUCAGUGUGCACCUGUUCUGUAUAAAGAGGAGGUUAAAGAUUGUAUUUAUUAAAGUUUCCUAGGUCCUUGAUGUGCUUACAUGCAUCACGGGAGGACAGCAUCUUUUUUUCUUCAAAAUGGUAACUUUAUCUCAAAGUGAUAAGAAUAUUGCAACAUUACUUAUCUAAUGUUUACACAGUUUGGUUCAAGAUUUUUGAGGGCAUGAACAGUUAAGUAAGAAUCUGAAGUUAAAUAAAAAAAUAAAUACAACUUUUUUAAUAUUACAUGUCAUUAUGACAGAAAGUAUACCAAUGAUUAAAAUUAGAAGGCCUUAAUUUGCAUUUGGAGUGUUUUGGUUAUUGUGUGUGUACAUGAUCCAAGAUGCAUAAUAUCAUAACAAAUAUACUUUAUGAGUCUGCCAUGUUUUAAACCAAUAUUGAACAUUUAGUUUCAAGCACAAUUCGACUAAAUCCCUUUCAUUUCAAGUACUUUUAAGUGUUUGGCAAGAUUAUAUUCUACCUCAAGCCUUAGCUUUUGUUAAUUUUUAGUUUUUUGGGAACUGAAGUGCACUCACUGAUAAAAAUAAAUAAAUAAAUAAAUAAAUCCUUCAUUAUUAAUGUAACAUAAACUACCCACCUUCUGAAAAAAUACAAUCACCAACUCUAUUUAAUAGGUUUGAAUGUGAUUUGGAUGUUGCUUUUUUAUAUAUUUGAGAUUAUCUGAGAGUUGAAUUAAAUAUUGAUUAGAAGUUGCCAUCUUAUUCAUGGGAACACUGCUUUAUUCAGUCAACUGUGUGCGUGAGAUAAAUGGAGCAAGGUGCAUACAUUAGGUAAUCGUUUUCCUUUGUCCUUGUUUGGCCAAGAGUUUACUUUUGCUGUUUGUUUCUUUUUCAAGUUCUGUACAUGUUAUUCUUUGUUGCUGAAGGCAAAUGUGCUUGGUUGCAUGGUGAGUGUUGAAAGAAUGAUUUUGCUUUAAGAGUUUGCUCUUGCAGGCAUUGUUUUUUUUUUCGCAUUAAAGAAAUAAACUGACACUCUUGUUUUUUU
Mugil cephalus (flathead mullet) is the source of this 3805-nucleotide messenger RNA. RefSeq names its product nfe2 like bZIP transcription factor 3 (gene nfe2l3). The transcript has 5 exons. Gene Ontology annotation, biological process: regulation of transcription by RNA polymerase II. The record is from RefSeq and is a predicted model, not a curated record. Bases 382 to 2316 code for a protein of 644 amino acids. Lineage: Eukaryota; Metazoa; Chordata; Actinopteri; Mugiliformes; Mugilidae. Gene Ontology annotation, molecular function: DNA-binding transcription factor activity, RNA polymerase II-specific; RNA polymerase II cis-regulatory region sequence-specific DNA binding. Gene Ontology annotation, cellular component: nucleus.